Messenger RNA from Zygosaccharomyces rouxii, 585 nucleotides. It is a transcript of the gene NOP19, whose product is annotated as Nop19p. Gene Ontology annotation, cellular component: 90S preribosome. The coding region runs from base 1 to 585 and encodes 194 amino acids. The record is from RefSeq and is a predicted model, not a curated record. The transcript has a single exon. Gene Ontology annotation, biological process: ribosomal small subunit biogenesis. NCBI's taxonomy places the organism in Eukaryota, Fungi, Ascomycota, Saccharomycetes, Saccharomycetales, Saccharomycetaceae.
AUGGCACAGAGGAAAGAGAACCAGGAGAAGUUAGCUCUGCAGGCAAAACUUAGAAAUUCCUUUAGCAAUAUCAACAGUACAGUACUCAACUGGCUUGGUGGUGAUCAGGGAUCCAAUGGAGGACCGGAAGAGCUAAAUCGGAGUAAAAAGGAAUUCUUUACCUUACCGCUAGUUGCUACAGGUACGGGACUCAGUUUCAAUGACUUAAACAACUCUACAGACAUUAAUACCGUUGGUGAAUUUGUUCAGAGUGAUAAGAAAGUAAAGACGCUAUCCAACAAGAAAAGGAAACCUCAGCAUAGAUCACAGGCGAAUGACAAUAGUAAUAAUAUUUACAAGGUGUCAAAAGAUGAUACAAAGGCCAUGCUUGCCCUCAAGAGAAGAAUGAGAAAGGGUAAACUAGAAGAGAUGAAGCAAGAUCCUUCGAACAUUACUGGGAAAUUAGAACAGCAGAAACAACCUGUAGUAGCGCAAGAUAGCGGGAGCGAGGAAGACGAACCAAGGAUUGAAAAGACCCAAAAGAAAUCAUUUGGUCUACUGUUUGACAAUCAGAAGAAGAAGAAGAAGAAGAACAGCAACAAAUAA